CAGAAGGUUUUUGUUUCCAGUCAUCCAAGAGAAGUCUCUAGACUCACAAGCCAUCAUGAGAGCAAUGGGAGCUCGCUUAAUAAUCUUCAUGUUCUGCUGGUCUGCCUCUCUAGCAAUGUAUUUCCAUAUAGCAGAAAAAGAGGAAGCAUGCCUAAUCGAAGACAUUCCUUCAGACAUUUUGGUUACAGGUAAGAUCACACCAUGUGUAUGUACAGUUUCCAGUGUGCCAUUUUAACCCUAAAAGGGAGAAGGUUAUGGAAGCAGCAUGGCAAGUUUACUGUAUAUUAAUAAACAGAGACAAUUGUGAAGGUGAUAAAUGUGUGCAGGAGAAUCCUAACAAGGGUUUCGAUGUCCACUGUGUAUUUCUGGACACAUAGCACUAUUUUAAGCUGAUGAGUAGGACAUGUAAAAAGCUUCCCCACAAUAUGUAGAGAAAAAUAUAAUAAUCAAAGUAGUAACUUGGGAGCAUCCUUUUGAUUAGAUAGAUUCAUCCUUGGAUAAUAUUCAUUCCACAUACUGCAGCAAAGCAUUUUUCAUGUCCUUAAAUAAAUGAUUAUUGUUUACCCUACAUAACUCAUUUUUGAAUUGCCAGUACAAGUAAAGGGGGUCAGCAGUGUACAGAAAGGUUUAUUUUAGGUCACAUUACUCCAGGGGUUCCCCCAAUAAAAUCCCUUGAUGUUUGAAAACUACAACUUCCAUGAGGCUUUGUCGUUCUAAAGACAUGCAAAGCAUCAUGGUAGCUGUAGAUAUGAAACCUCUGGGGAUCUACCAUUUGGGCACCCCUGCAUUACUCUAUAAAGGCAAAUUCUAAUGGAACGUAAGUAUCUAGCAGUAGCUAAAAAUUAGGAAAAUGUAGCUGAAAAACUCAAAGUAGUUCUCUGUUAAACCAUCAGGCGCUCAAGGAUGAUUUUCCUCCAGGCCAAUGUACAUGCUCAACAAGCCCUGCCGUGACCGAAGUAUGAUUACAGUACUGGAUCUGAAGCAGAGUCCAACAGUGAAGAUCACAAGAGCAUAAUCAUAUACAACAAGCAUGUCAAACUCACGGCCCACAAUGAAUAUCUUUGCGGCCCAGCGAGCCGUGAGUUUGACAUGCUUACUAAGGCAGAGUAGGCACCUGCUCUCCCCACAUUGCAGGUGUCUAAUCUGCUAAAAUUUACCCGGCCAGGGAGAAGAGGUCACUGCUCACUUUGCACAUGCCCUCUGUGGUGAUACCAGGUGCCGAAAUAUGACGUCAUUCCAGCACCCGACAUCACUAAACUGAGGGAGCAGUGAGGAGCAGGAAGACUGAGCUCCUGAGAGAAGAUCCCCACACCAGCUCCCAACGGUAGGGAGCAAUAAAUACAAUUAUGUAAAGGUGUGCAAGAAUGUGUUAGCGUGUGUGUGUCUGUCAGUGUCUGUGUGCCUAUUAGUGUCUUUGUGCCUGUCAGAGUGAGUGUUUGUGUGUCUGUCAGUGAGUGUGUCAGUCAGUGAGUGUCUGUCAAAGAGUGAGUGUGUGUGUCUGUCAGUGAGUGUGUCUGUCAAUGAGUGUGUCUGUCAGUCAGUGAUUGAGUCUCUGUCAGUGAGUGUGCUUGUCAGUGUCUGUCAGAGUGUGUCUGUCAGAGAGUGAGUGUUGGUCAGUGUUGCGAUGGCCAUGGCUGGACAGCGGAGAUGCAUAGAGGCACGCAACGCCACGUCACAUUCCGACAUGAUGUCAACGUGCUCCACCUUCACAGGGUUUCACAUGGUGCGGACGUCGCCAUUGCUUGAUAUACAACAUUUCGGCAUCAAGCCUUAAAGGGACACUAUAGUCACCAGAACAACAGCUUAUUGAAUUUGCUCUGCUGAGUAGAAUCAUUACCUUCAGGCUUUUUGCUGUAAACACUGUCUUUUCAGGGAAAAUGCAGUGUUUACAUUACAGCCUAGUGAAACUUCACUAGCCACUCCUCAGAUGGCUGUUAGAGAUCCUUCCUGGGUCAUGGCUGCCUAAAAUGCAUCCAAACAUUCAGUGUCUCCUCCCUCUGCAUGCAGACACUGAACUUUCCUCAUAGAGAUUCAUUGAUUCAAUUCAUCUCUAUGAGGAGAUGCUGAUUGGCCAGGGCUGUGUUUGAAUCAUGCUGGCUCUGCCCCUGAUCUACCUCUUUGUCAGUCUCAGCCAAUCCUAUGGGGAAGCACUGUGAUUGGAUCAGGCCACCACUUCUGAUGAUGUCAGCAGACUGCUUGUUUUUUUUUUUUUUGAGGCAAACAGCAUGCAGAGUUACAUCUUCAGGCUUGAAUACAGUAAGAUUUUGCUAUAUUUAUGGAGGCAUGAGGGGCCCAGCGGGCUAGAUGGUGGUGUUAACACUAUAGGGUCAGGAAUACAUGUUUGUGUUCCUGACCCUAUAGUGAUCCUUUAAUCGUGUAUGCUUGACUCCAAAGCAUUGUAUAUGAUUUCGUUCUCCAGAUCUUAGAACUCCUUAUCAUGUGUUUUAUUUCUUUAAACCUCUGUUCAGCAAUGUUUUAUGGGAUUUGUAGCUUAGCCCUCAGCCACAAUUACAAACAAUGAAUGGAACUGUGAGGAAAGUUACAACUGCCCCUUUGAAACUAUCUCAUUUUGCUUUUAAAGCAAUGCAACACUUGCAUUUUGUAUUCUGUGUACUAGUAACAUCUUUAUUUGUAUCAAGGACGUUAUAAGUUACAAAAGUGGGAUAUGCACAAACAUGAUUUCCUCCCAUCUGCACCUGGACUAGGAAUGUAUGUAAAUGUAAAAGCUCCGAAUGAUGAGGUAAGCAGGCUUUUAUUCUCUUUUCACUUAAAAUACAGCAAAGUAUUCAAAAUAAUAUAAUAAAUAAUACAGUAAACUAGUAUCCAAUAGCCACUCAAGCAAUAAUGUAACCAUUUAUGGACCAAUAUUCUAUACGUAAGUGUAAUGUCCAACACAUUUAACACCCGCAAGGCUGUAUAUCUCUCCAAAUGCAAAAUAAGCAGGGUAUUUCAUAUUAGCACAGGAUAUUUAGAGACCAUAUUGGGUUACUAAGGGGUUUUGUGACCAUUUGUAUUUAUGUAAAGUGCUAUACGUGAUUAACUCGAUUUUCUUUUUGUCUACAGACAUUGUUAUCAAAAUUGUACGGGCCUGAUGGAAAAUUUAUGUUUACCUCACACUCCCCUGGAGAGCACACUAUCUGUAUCCAGUCAAAUUCUACAAAUCUUAUAUCUUUUGGUUCAAAUAAGCUGGUAGGUUAAUCACAUGUUGCACCAGCAAAUACACUUAUUGAAUUGCAUAUAAGCUGGCAAUUUGUGGUGCUAUAGGCUCUGCCAGCAUUAUGGGUGUUAGAGCAUUAUGAGGAAGUAGUCCACAUCUGUAGGUUGCCUACCCCUGAUAUAGCGCAUUUACUCCUCCCCAUCUCUGAAUGUAGGAGUGGUGUUAUCCAUUAGGAAUUUACUAUCAGGAAGGAGAGGAUGAGCUGACAUUUUUAGCACACUUGCAGGGUGCGGCAAGUGGCUUCAGGUAGAUACAUUUGUUCCUCUACAGCAAGCAUGUCAAACUCGCAUCCCACAUGCGGCCCACAAUGAAUAUUUUUGCAGCCCAGCAAGCCGCAAGUUUUCCAUGCUUACUAAAGCAGAGUAGGCACCUGUUCUCCCCACAUUGCAGAUGCCUACUCUGCCAAAAUUACCCGGCCGGAGAGGAGUGGUCCCUGACGGCAGCGAGGGAGCUCAGUCUUUCUGCUCUUCACUGCUCCCUCGCAUGCACCCUCUGUUGUGAUGCCGGGAUAUGACGUCAUUCUGGCACCCGGCAUCCCUAAACUGGGAGCAGGAAGACUGAGCUCCCGAGAGAAGAUCAGAGAAAGGCCCCACUCUAGCUUCCAAAGGUAGGGAGCAAUAAAUAAAAUGAUGCGAGUGUGUGCAAGAAUGUGUAAAUGUGUGUGUCUGUCAACGUGUGUGUCUUUCAGAGAGUGUGUGUCUGUCUGUCAGAGAAUGAGUGUGUGUCUGUCUGUCAGUGUGUGUUGGUCAGUGUUGCAAUGGCCGCGGCUGGACAGUGGAGGACCUGGAGGUGCACGGAGACACGCAACACCAUGUCACAUUCUGACUUAACGUCAAUGUGCUCCACUGUCACAGGUUUUCAAGGAGUAGCAGGAGGAUCCAUUUAGCACAGGAUGCAGACGGCUCCAUUGGGGGUAUACCAGAGGCUGGACUCUGGAGUAGCAUACUGGUAGCGGCAAUGUGAGUGGAGCCUGCUUGUUGGCUAAUAUUUUUUGUUUAGUAGAGGGGGGGGGUGCUGGGAUUUAGUAUAGAGGGGGGGACUGGGGUUUAGUAGAGGGGGGUGUUUUUUUUUAUACUGUACUUUUAAAAACAAACCCAUGUUUCUAUGAAAAUUUAAGGUUGUUUUUUGCGGCCCACAUAUACUUAAACCUUGUUUAUGUGGCCCGUGCUAGCCUUUGAGUUUGACAUGCUUGCUCUAUAGACUAGUAAUUAUUCAUGGAGUAUAAAUGUGGGUGAAUGAGACUUUCUGGGUUACAUUUUGUUUUUCAAAGUAUGUGAACAUAAAUAUGUUUAUACUCAAUUCUGGAACUGAAGGGGUUAAGAAAUAUAGAUUUACAAAUAGCAUGUCCAUGUGCUUCAAGGCAGGUGUAGUGCUGUAAACUCAUGUAGUCUCUGAGCAGAUUGGUACAAGUAGAGCAACUUACACUAUUUUGAAUGACAGACAUUCUAUCUUCAUUUAGCACAAACAUCACAUGGUAGCAACAGCACACCUUCUAUUGCAGCCUUCCACUAUUAAAUUAAAUAAUGUAGCAUUUAUAAUAGCUUACUUGUCAAAAUUCGUGGUACAGACAUAAAAUGUUUAGACCUAAUUUCAUGGAAAAAUAUUCAAACACACAUCCAUUUAGAGGAAGACAAUUUCACACUCCAUUUUCCCAGGAGCUGUUAUCCUGACUAUGCUAAAGUGAAUGCAAUCAAGCUUCAGAAAUAUAAAACUGAACUAACAUUGCAGAGACGUGCUGAAAAAGCACUACUGGCUUGCAUUAUUCUACUGCUGUGAUGGAGAGGCCAGUAAAGACUGUAUAGUAAGCACAUGCAAUAAAUAGAUUUACUUCAGAAUUAAACAGUUCACAUUGUCUGGAGUUGUUGUCUAUGUAUUUAAAGGGACACUAUAGGCACACAGACCACUUAAUCUCAUUGAAGUGGUCUGGAUGCAGAGUCCCUGUCCCCCUUAGUCCUGCAAUGUAAAUCAUUGCAGUUUUAUAGAAACUGCCAUGUUUACAUUGCAGUACUAAGACAGACACUAGAGUGGCUUCCAGGAUUUUACUGAAAUUUAGUUUGCCUAACUGACACUGCAUCAGGACGUCCAUCGUCUGUUAAAAUCUUCAGAGAAAAGCAUUGGGAGGGCCCAAUGCGCUCACCAUGCAUUAGACCUCUUUCAGAUGAUGUUGGAGGAGGCGGAGGGACACAGUAAGAGUAACAAGGGGUUUUUUUUUUUUUUGGAAGGGGAGGGGGGCAGAGGGAACUAUCGUGCUAAUACAGAUUUGCAUUCCUAGCACUAUAGUACUCCUUUAAUGCAAAUAUUGACAGGAGAAAUUUUCUGGUAAAGUCAGCAUAGGUUCACAUUCUAGGUGUUUUUCUAACACCCAAGAAUAUUAUCGAUUCACCCUGGUCGAACCACAAUUUGAGCAUUUAUUUUUGCCACAUACCAUUCCUAGUGGAGAAUUGACAAGAGACAAAUAUGAGGACAAAACAAAGAAACUGAAAAGUAUAUAUAAAAAAAUUCAAAUCACUACAAUUCGUGGUUUCUUGAGUAAAAAUAUAAGUUUUGCUCAUAUAUUUGUGCUUGGAUAUCAUCAUAUAAUCAAAAAUAAUAAAUAUUUAUUUCACUGAAAGGCAAGUGCAGAUGUUUUUUAUUUUGCAUUUGAAAGACCUUCAGCCUUGAAGAAUUUUGAAUAAGCUUUUCAAACUAUUUCAUAUUUUUGGACAAACUGUUACACUGAUUUAAUAUUAUAAAAACUAUUGACAUUUUUUGAUCUGUUGAUAGAUUUUUUUUAGCUAUAUUAUCUUUUUUGAAAUUGUAAUAUUUUGAAAAUAUUUUAAAACGGUCUUCAAAAGGAUUAAAUUAAUUGAAAAGGUUAUCAAACAAUAUUAAAGCAAGGCCUUUUAUACACACACAUUACAAUGUAACACAAGGUCCUCCUAUUCUUGUAAAUGUAAAUGUUGUAUUAGCUAUGUGCUGCAGGAAAAUAUGACAAUAGACACCUCUGACAAUUACCUACUCUAAAAAAAUAAACAAUGAUACCACGAUCCUCGAGUUCUGAGCAAAAAUCUAUAACACAUGCCAUUUAAUAGAAACAUGUGACAUUGACAAGAUCUUUGUCAAGCAAAGGUCAAAAUGUUGCUGUAAGGUCACAGGUUUGCACACAUCUGGGGAAUUGCAGGACCAUUUCUUUCACAUCUGGAGUUGCAGCCAGAUUGGCACAACGCAGGUUUCUGUCCCCCUUGCUAUGAUGGAUAGUGAGUACCUUAUAUUUUAUUAUGGGUGAAAUACGAAUUUGCAAAAACAAAUAAUUCAGCUUAAAGGGACACUCCAGGCUUCAAUACAACUUUAAUGCAUUUGAUAGGUUUUGUAAUAUGCUGUAAUUGUUAUAGUUUUUGCAUUAAAUAAUUUAAAAAAAAAAUUUAAAUACUGUUUUGCAGAAUGCUGCUCUAUAAGCCUGCCUCUUUAGCCACACCUCUCACAUCAGAAAAAUACUUCCUUAUAAAAAGUAUGCACACAGAUCAGCCACUGGCAGCACUAAGUUGUCUGAACUACAAAACAACUUGCAUUAGCAGGACAGGAUGCCUAGGGGGACAUAAAUUAAACCAUGAAUUAUAAGAAUCUCACUCAGUGCUGUUGAGACUCUGUGCAUACCUUUGAUAAGGCAUGCAAGGGUAUAGGAUGGUGCAGAAUUCUGCAAAACAUUUUUUAUUUUUUAUGAGCAAAAACUAUAAGAUGUUGAGCAUGCAAAAAAAAAAUAAAAAAUACAGCACCAAAAUCUAUCAAAUGCAUUAAAGUUGUAUUGGUGCCCGAAGUGUCCCUUUAACUUGCACAUGAUGUGACAGAAAUAACAAACACUGAUAAAUCAAUAGUUCACAAUGUAUGAGUACAUUUCUAAAUCUUCAUACAAUUACCAUUUACAUUAAAUUAUACACUAUUUGAUGAUAAAACUACAAGGCUUAUAAAUGUACAAGAAUUGUGGAGAACUUAUUACUUAUGUUAGGGCAAAAUAGCUUUACUAGAAAACAAAAUUUUCCAACUAGACAGCUUUAGUGAAAAAUGUGUAAUCACUAGUCAGUUCUUCACGAAACCUAGUUUAUUGAAUACACCCAACCAGUCUUUACUAUGUGACAAAAUAAAAUUAGACUUUGUGAAUAUGACAAUUGUUAGUUUGAGAUGUAUGUACUAAGUAACCAAGAUUGAUUAUAGCUUUCUUUUCUUUUCAGCGUGUCCACUUUGACAUACAAGUAGGAGAGCAUCCUGUAGAUUAUGCAACCAUUGAUACCAAGGAUAAAGUAAAGCAAGUUACAAACGGUCUUGAGCAUCUCAUGGGGGAAGUCAAUCAUAUAAUUAAAGAACAAGAAUAUCAAAGAGUAAGUUUUCUCUAUACUGGUUAGGACAACUUAAAGGAACUGUAUGGGCACCAUAACAACUUCCUCGAAAUGAAGUUCUUACGGUGCCGAGAGGUCUCGGUUUCUUACCCGAAUCUUACAGGUAAGAUUCUUACGAUCAAAUAGCAGAAAUGGAAUAAAAGUGUGUUCAAGAAAGCACGGCUGCCAUAACAAGUGAAAAACAGGCAUUACACAUAUCCAGCUACUAAACAGGAUCAGGUCACUGACUAUUUAUUUAUACAUCACAAGGGCAGGAGUUGUGACAUGUCUAGCACAAACAAACAAAUCGGGCAAUGGCUAGAAACAAUUGUGCACACAAUAACUAUAAAACAAAAAGAAUGGAGCACGUUGUAAAAACUCAAAGUGGCACUGUCGCCUCCCCCCCCCCCCUUCACCUGAAAAAUUAGUAUUUCAUAAAGAUAGAAUCAUUAUGAAAUACUCAUUGGAACUGUGCUGGAAUUCCAAUGCAGUCAAGAGAUAUACUGAGACUACUUUGUAUCUGUAUAUUUCUUCGAAGCUACCACCAUCUAGAAGUGUCACUCACCUCAGCCGUGACCAUCAGUUAAGAAUUGGCCCUGUCUAUGGAGGAUCCAGCGGUCUCCUCCAUAGCCCGCAGUGACGUAGGCUCCUGGCACUUAAGUGGGACAGAUUUGGGUAAGUAGAACUCACCUUAAAGGACCACUAUAGUGCCAGGAAAACAUACUCGUUUUCCUGGCACUAUAGUGCCCUGAGGGUGCCCUCACCCUCAGGGACCCCCUCCCACCCGGCUCUGGAAAGGGGUUUAAACUUACCUUUUUCCAGCGCUGGGCGGAGAGCUCUCCUCCUUCUCUCCUCCUCCGUUCCGCCUCGUCGGCUGAAUGCGCACGCGCGGCAAGAGCUGCGCGCGCAUUCAGCCGGUCGCAUAGGAAAGCAUUUACAAUGCUUUCCUAUGGACGCUGGAGUGCUCUCACUGUGAAAAUCACAGUGAGAAGCACGCAAGCGCCUCUAGCGGCUGUCAAUGAGACAGCCGCUAGAGGCUUUGGGGGAAGGCUUAACCCAUUAAUAAACAUAGCAGUUUCUCUGAAACUGCUAUGUUUAUUAAAAAAUGGGUUAACCCUGGCUGGACCUGGCACCCAGACCACUUCAUUAAGCUGAAGUGGUCUGGGUGCCUAGAGUGGUCCUUUAACCUGCCCCCCAGCCACCAGCGAUGAUGUCAACAUUAGGGGUCUUUGCAAAUUCUGCAAAGUCCCCAGAUGCUGACAGUGCCGCUUUAAUGUCCGAGCUUAAAGGAUCACUAUAGGGUCAGGAACACAAACAUGUAUUCCUGACCCUAUAGUUUUAAAUCCACUCCCCUGGACCCCUCAUUCCUCCAUAAAUAUAGUAAAAAUCUUACUUGUAUUCAAGCCUGAAGCUGCUGGCUCUGCCCUGUCUGCCUCAGAAAAACAAGCUGUCUGCUGACAUCAUACGAAGUGGUAGCCUAAUCCAAUCACAAUGCUUCCCCAUAGGAUUGGCUUAGACUGACAAAGAGGCAGAUCAGGGGCACAGCCAGCAUGAUUCAAACACAGCCCUGGCCAAUCAGCAUCUCCUCAUAGAGAUGAAUUGAAUCAAUGUAUCUCUAUGAGGAAAGUUCAGUGUCUGCUUGCAGAGGGAGGAGACACUGAAUGUUUGGAUGCAUUUUAGGCAGCCAUGACCCAGGAAGGAUCUCUAACAGCCAUCUAAGGAGUGGCCAGUGAAGUUAUCACUAGGCUGUAAUGUAAACACUGAAUUUUCUCUGAAAAGACAGUAAUUACAGCAAAAAGCCUGAAGGUAAUGAUUCUACUCACCAGAACAAAUUCAAUAAGCUGUAGUUGUUCUGGUGACUAUAGUGUCCCUUUAAGAUGAAGGAAAAUUUGGCAAAGGAUGUAGCUUAAAAAAAAUACAAAAAAGAAAAGCCUUCUUCCUGGUUGCUUAGUCUGGCUGGGAAGAACUGUGAGUAGCCAUAAGAGAAAUAAACUAUGCAUGACAAAACAAAAUUGGAAAGACAAAGUACAUGCAAAUAUGCAAAAAUGAUAGAUACCUGUAUUAAAUCCCCUAAAACUGUCAGCAAUAAAAUUGUAACAGCUCUUGCUAAGUGGCUCUUGGAAUUUGCCCAGUCUCCAGUGGGCUUUACAAAAUUAAACAAACAUUUGCGAUCAGGAAUGAAUGCUCCAUAAUAACACUGGACCAACAAUGAAUCUAUGAAACAGACAAAGAUCCACACAUAUGAAUAUUCUUUUUUUUUUUUUUUACAAACAGUUAUAAAAAACAAUAUACUAUUAUAUUACAAAUGUUAAAUUUUAUAAAGAUUAAAGAAAUUAUACAAGUGCAUUGACUUGAUACAUGCAGAAAAUGUUUCCUUGCUUGGAACACAAUAUUUAUGAUUAACAUAUGGUAAUAAAGAUAUAUUACAGCCCUGUGCGUAUGGUAAUUCACACAUACAAUAAUAAUGCCUUGAUCUCCAAGACAAAAUAUUGCAAUUAAUAGAGUUGUAUUUUUAUUAUCACACAGCUACGAGAGGAACACUACAGGCAAAAGAGUGAAGACACUAACAGCAAUGUGUUGUGGUGGGCGAUUGCACAGACUGUGAUCCUAACUUCUGUUGGAAUCUGGCAAAUCAAACGCUUUAAAGAUUUCCUCAUUGCAAAAAAAGUUGUUUAAACCGCAAUGGGAAAUAAAAAUGUUUUUGAUAAAUGUGUAUAUUUAAAGAACAGAAACAAACAUUUUCACAUGUGACACUUGCAACUCGCCCAUCCAGUAUUUUCAUUUCCUACCUAAAAAAAAUAAAUCUUAUGUGUGAAUUAUA
Molecule: messenger RNA, 10387 nt
Organism: Pelobates cultripes (western spadefoot toad)
Lineage: Eukaryota; Metazoa; Chordata; Amphibia; Anura; Pelobatidae
Source: the annotation of a GenBank genome assembly